Molecule: messenger RNA, 4868 nt
Organism: Crotalus tigris (Tiger rattlesnake)
Lineage: Eukaryota; Metazoa; Chordata; Lepidosauria; Squamata; Viperidae
Gene: KCNJ11
Product: potassium inwardly rectifying channel subfamily J member 11
Exons: 2
Coding region: 1029-2228 (399 amino acids)
Biological process (GO): regulation of monoatomic ion transmembrane transport; potassium ion import across plasma membrane
Cellular component (GO): plasma membrane
Molecular function (GO): ATP-activated inward rectifier potassium channel activity
Source: RefSeq, a predicted model, not a curated record
UCAUAAGUCACUUUUUUCAGGGCCAUUGUAAUUUUGAGCAGCGACUAAAUGAACUGUUGUAAGUCGCGGACUACCUGUAUUUUAUAUGUUGCACAAGACAAUUCCUCUUCACUCAGUGUGACCCAGGCAAACCAAAAGGUUGGACAACGAUGGUAUAAUACAGCAGGAAGUUGGCUUUUAUUUCCUUAAGUCAGGUGAAUUGCAGAUCUGCAGUCUUGCCUCUUUUUCUCACUCCGACAGUAAAUUCAUACUUAAAUGAUUAUGUUUCCUAUCCGAAUAGGUCAGCUGUAAUAGAAAUACUGUAUUUACCUGUAAAUCAGUUUCACCGGCAGAGAUUAUAGUUCUCACCCCUCCUUUUUUUAGGAGAAAAAUAAUUAAAGAAAAUCUCAGUUCUACCUCCUUACGGAGGGUGAGAAGCAGGCAGCGUCCUGAUUAUUUAUGCACUGUAUUCUUUAAUAGAGCAUACAUCUGCUGCUGGCUGGAGAGGUUGAUUUUGAAGGGAAGAACGGAAACCUUCUCCAACCCACCCGAGUCUUGGCGGCGGGUGCCGCUCUACACAGUCCGGGGUUUCUCUUGUGCAGAUCCCGGAGGGAAAAACCUUCGCGCUGGGAUUCCCUGGCGCGAGAGCGCCCCCUGCCGAUCCUAUUUGUCGCUGGAUUAGGGAACGGGCGGUCGCGCGAGGUGGCCGCCACCUGACGACUCCUCCGCUGGGGGGGUUUCCUCCAAAGCCGGACGACCCUUAGUUGGCUUUGUCGUCUGCCGCUGUCAGGAGCAAGUCACGAAACGCCGCCGCCUCGCCAAAAUCGAAGCGAGUUGUGAUUGGCGUGCGCAGCUGGGGCUGGGGGGGGGAAGAGCGCACGGCGCUCGCCGGGACUGGCGGGGCGGAGAAGGGGAGUCGGCCAGGGCAGCGGGAGCGCCGGUGAAGAGGCCUAAGGGCUCCGCUGGCUGGCAUCCCCGCAGCGGUGGCGGGCACGUGGCCGUAGCCGGGGCAGGUCGGUGGCGGCGGAGGGUGGGGGGAGGAGCCCACCAUGCUGUCCAGGAAGGGGAUCAUCCCGGAGGAGUUCGUGCUGACCCGGCUAGCCGAGGAUGUCCCGGAUCACGCGCACCACCGGACCCGGGAGCGGCGGGCCAGGUUCGUGGGCAAAAACGGGUCGUGCAAUGUGGCGCACAAGAACAUCCGGGAGCAGGGCCGCUUCCUGCAGGACGUCUUCACCACACUGGUGGACUUGAAGUGGCCCCACUUGCUCAUCAUCUUCACCAUGACCUUCCUGUGCAGCUGGCUGCUCUUCGCUAUGAUCUGGUGGCUCAUCGCCUUCGCCCACGGGGACUUGGACCACAGCACCCAGCAGCUGCGCCUUCAAGGCGAGGGUCGGGAGGAGGCGGCCCCCUUCGUGCCCUGCGUAACCAGCAUUCAUUCCUUCACCUCCGCUUUCCUCUUCUCCAUCGAGGUGCAGGUGACCAUCGGCUUCGGGGGCCGCAUGGUGACCGAAGAAUGCCCCGUCGCCAUCCUCAUCCUCAUCGUGCAGAACAUCGUGGGGCUGGUGAUCAACGCCAUCAUGCUGGGCUGCAUUUUCAUGAAGACCUCACAGGCGCACCAUCGCGCCGAGACGCUCAUCUUCAGUAAGCACGCCGUGAUCGCGCUCCGCGGGGGGAAACUCUGCUUCAUGCUGCGCCUGGGCGACCUGCGCAAGAGCAUGAUCAUCAGCGCCACCGUCCGCAUGCAGGUGGUGAAGAAGAUCACCAACCAGGAGGGGGAAGUGAUGCCCCUCCACCAGAUCGAGAUCCAGAUGGAGAACCCGGUGGGAGGCAAUAGCAUCUUCCUGGUCUCCCCGCUCAUCAUUUACCACGUGAUAGAUAAGAAUAGCCCCCUGUACGAGGUGGCUCCAACCAGUCUCAUUCACCACGAGGACCUGGAGGUGAUUGUCAUCCUUGAAGGGGUGGUGGAAACCACUGGCAUCACCACCCAAGCCAGGACCUCCUACCUCGCCGAUGAAAUACUCUGGGGCCAAAGGUUUGUGCCUAUUGUGACAGAGGAGGAUGGGCAAUACUCCGUAGACUAUUCCAAGUUUGGCAACACUGUGAAGGUGCCCACUCCAAACUGCACAGCCAAGCAACUGGAAGAAGACCCGAGUAUCAUAGACACUAUUUCCCUGUCACCCAAAGGCGCUAUCCGGAAAAGGUCUGUUAGGUUAAAGCCCAAAUUUACCAUAGCUGAGGAGACCUUAUGACAGCUCUGUGGACUUGCCUGUUGUAGCAGGCAUAAGAGACUUGGAGGCAGCCUCUGUUUCAUUUUUCAGGGCCAAUCUGUUCACUGGACAACUUCUGAAGAAGCUGCAGGGAUAUGUGAACAAUAAGAGCCAAACACGGUGCCUCCUUUACUGGGAAGAACAUUGAGAGCAUGACAACACGAUCCAACAGCCUUCUGCAUUGAGUUAUAUGACACAAUAACAGCUACGUGAGAAAGAGCUGACAAUCCAGUCCGGGGAGGAGGAAUUGACUGAAAUGUUAACGCAAAUAACAGAAGGUGAAAUGCCCAAUUUAUUUGCCUCAGCCAAAGUAAGUUUUCUUGCUUAUAUUUUUAUUCUGUUAAACUCAGCAUACACUAGGCAACAGUCUAGACAACCUGACCAGUCCCUUGUCAGUUCCCGGGUUGAAAAUGCAAAGAAUCCAGAGUUGGUGUAAUAGGAGCAGAGCUGUUCAAGGCAGUAGAGUGAGUAAACACUUUGGUAUGUCCUAAAGAUGUGGCCUCUGUCCCAGAGGAGCCCUCACCACAUAGGAGGCAUUCCAGUAGCUGUUCUUGAUGGGCUUCUGAGUCGUCUCACAGCUAAGACGGAAUAAACAAGCCCAUGGGAAUGAAUAAAAUGAAACAAUCCUAACUCCCAUCUCCUUCAUUAAACCUUUAAAUUUAAACUUGAUUAAACUCUGUCAUUCAACAUUCAACUGUUGCUGGCUCAUUUUCGACAGCAAAGCAAAAAAUAACUGCUCUUCAGAAAUCACAUGUAUAUUUUAUAUAAUUGGAUUCCCAGUCUGUCACCUUCCGUUGUGGGUUCUUUUUCUCAGUAUGAAAUACUGCAGAGCAGCAAUACUUCACAUCACCUGCAGCUCACCCUGAUCUGUUGGAAAAGCUCAACUGCUUUCCUUCAGCCUUGAAAGAGAGAAGUGAUCAGAGAAACAAAGAAGGUAAGAAAGAGAAUGGGUGGCCUGACCUACUUCAGACUCCACUCCAGUCCCUGAUGGCUUCACCCCUACUCAGAACAUGGAAGUCAGCACAGUCUCCCUAUCCCAUUAUUGCAACCUUGUGUAGCUUGGCAUCUUCUUGACCUGUUCAACUGCGACUCCCAUUAUGCCUGACCAAAAUAUAUUCUCAAGGAUAAACUCCUUGAAUGUUUUCUAGAAUGUUUUUAGAGGAAUGCAGCCCAGAGUCACAUUGUUUUGAGUUAGGAUAUCCUUAUAGCUCUUAAAAAUAAAUGAGUAAAUAAGUAAGCAAACAAAUAAGCAGGCAAACAAAUAUGGCAGUCCUAAGCUGGUUGAAGUUUAUAAUUCAAGAAAACUUCUCUAGAAAAGAGAAAGUCAAAAGAACCAGGUUUUUUUUUUUUUUUGUGGUGGCUGAAUUCACACAUUGCUCUAAAUCAGGGGUCCCCAACUCCUGAUCCAUGGACCAGCACCGGUCUGCGACAUGCCAGAAACUGGGCUGCGCAAACAAGCUAAGCCCCAUCAGCGGGAUGCAGGCAGUACAUGGAACCACGCCUCCUUCAGUCCACGGAAAAAACUCUCUCCAUGGAACUAGUCCCUGAUGCCCAAAAGAUUGGGGGAUGCUGCCCUAACCAGUGGGUUCUUUUAACAAUGGUUGCUUGAACAAGCUACAAUGGCUACAUUUACAGAACACACUACACUAUAAAAUUUGAAUUAGCAACCACAAUAUCUGGAUUCACAUAAGGCGAUUUGUUUGGCUUCGUCUUGGUGACUUCAGCUUGUGAGACUAGUGGUACUGCUCAGAUUUCUUCAUCUUUACACACUUGAAAAAUUUGAUUUUGUUUGCAAUGUGUUGCUUGUGCCUUCUUGUUUCACACCUGGAAGGGGGGAGGGAAGCUGGGAAGAUGACCUGAGAUUGGGCAGAACAUGGGGACAUCCUGAAGAGUGACCGAAUUAACAUUGCUUUGUUUAAAUUAAAUCCAUGUUUAAAUAUGUCCCAGUUCUGAAGCUGUCUUUGCAUUUUGAUUGAAAAGACAAGUCUGCAAAUUGGAAGUGUGUUUAGACAUUUCAAUUACUGUGCAGCAAAUGAUGCUAUGUACUAUUUUUAAUUAUGUGGCAAGAAGGGUUAUGUAACACAAAAUGGCAUGUCCUGUCCCAGAUUGAGGCUAAUAAAAGACAGAACAUCAAGUUCAAUUUGUGGUUCUUCAGCUUAAUGAAGAAUAACUUCAGUAGCAUAGAUUUCUUAGGUGUGUAAACACUACCUAGCAGGGUGUUCUUUCUAUUUGUGUUUUUAAAGUAACCAUGGUCCUAGCAGGGUGAUUGGACUGGAACAGUUCUGAUAGGCAAUGCUAGCAUAGAUGGUUGAUUCAAAGCAUCUGCUACUCCUUUUUUAAUGUUUUAUUGAUUUUCUAAUUUUACAUUUAAGUAUUUAAAAAGCAACGUGGCGGCUGAGUUAAUCGAUAAUUCACUAAGAUACAAGUAUCUUUUAGUACCAGUCUCAAACUACCACAUUAAAUAUUUCCUCUCUUUUCUCCUUAGUAUUAUCUGUCUCAUGUUCAAACUAAUACAAUUCUUAUUCUAUUAAUUAAAUAAAAGUAACAUUCUUACAUUUAUCAAUAAUUUUUAGCUUAUACAUAUUCAGAUUAUUUUAACAUUCAGUCUUUAUAGACAAUCAA